Molecule: messenger RNA, 3316 nt
Organism: Formica exsecta
Lineage: Eukaryota; Metazoa; Arthropoda; Insecta; Hymenoptera; Formicidae
Exons: 8
Biological process (GO): detection of chemical stimulus involved in sensory perception of smell; sensory perception of smell
Cellular component (GO): plasma membrane
Molecular function (GO): olfactory receptor activity; odorant binding
Source: RefSeq, a predicted model, not a curated record
ACGAUCAGUCGUGAUUCAAUUUCUGUAUAGAUUUCACACACAAAAUUAACAGGAAGAUGCUGCGCAAUCAACAUUAUCAAGAUGAUAUUAUGUAUAUUACACAAUUAACGCGUCAGGUUUUGAGUUUACUCGGAGUCUGGCCAUCUUUCAACAGAAAAAAAUCCAUCGGCGAAAGAAUUUGGAAAUUUCUGUUAAUCUCAGGCUCUUAUAUUCUUCUUUACUGCGUUCUGAUUCCCGGCCUCCUUUUCUGGUUAAUCGAGAAGAGAACGCGCGUCCGAGUUCAAACAAUACCUCUGAUUUUUUACGGUUUUAUGGCUACAGGUAAAUACAGCAUUUUGGUAUUAAGCGAGGGACGUAUUAGACGUUGCUUGAAGCACAUGGAGGAGGAUUGGAGGAUCCUUAUCAGCAUGGACGCAAGAGAUUCGAUGAUCGAAUCUGCAAAAAUUGGAAGACGCUUGGUUACACUUUGCGCAGUUUUCAUGUAUGGUAGCGGACUAUCCUUUCGAUCGAUUCUGCCGUUCGCCAAGGGAAAGAUCGUCACCGCGCAGAAUGUCACAAUCAAACCUCUGCCCUGCCCUGCUUAUUUGUUCUCUUUCAAUAUGCAAGUUAGUCCUAUUUACGAGACGGUUUUCGCGAUUCAAUUUUUGUCCGGCAUAGUUACUUAUUCGAUAACGAUCGGUGUAUGUGGUCUUGCGGCUGUCUUUGUGAUGCAUGCUUGUGGUCAACUAAAAAUUUUAGUGGAUCUGAUGAGAAAUCUCGUCGAAGAACAAUGGGAAGAGACUCAAGAGUUGGAUAAGAAACUUGGUGAAAUGGUCGAGCAUCAAAUAAGGAUACGAAAACUUAAAGUUGUGGGCACUAUGCUAUUCACAAUAGUCACGACUAUCAAAUACGGCUAUAUUUUGCUUUACAAGAAUCAAGUAAGAAAUUGUUUGAAGCUAGUUGAUAAGGAUUGGCGAAAUGUCGACAACUCGAGUGCUCGCAUCUCGAUGAUCGAUAGAGUAAAAAUUGGUAGACGUUUAGUCAUAAUAUGCGCCGUAUUCGUGUAUUUAAACGGCCUAGCUAUACGGAUUAUCGUGCCGCUGUCACAUGGGAAGAUCGUCACCCCUCAAAAUGUCACAAUUAAACCUCUGCAAUCCAUGGCGCAUUUUAUCAUCUUUGAUGUGCAGCGCAGUCCUGCUUACGAAAUCGUAUUUUUUUUACAAUCCUUUACGGGAGUUGUAAGGUACACAAUUACAGUGGCAACUUUCGGCUUCAUAACUCUCUGUGUGAUGCAUUUUUGCGCGCAGCUGGAUAUAUUAGUGACAUUAAUAAAUAACUUUGUAAAUGAGCGCCAAGAAAAAUAUUUAAACAAGAGAUUGGCUAUUAUCGUGGAACAUCAAAUCAAGACACGAAACGUGCUGAUUCCCGGUAUCCUCUUCUGGUUAAUCGAGAAGAGAACACGUAUCCGAAUUCAAACAUUUCCUAUGCUUCUCUACUGUUUCAUGGCCACAAGUAAAUAUGGUAAUUUAAUAUUUCGCGAGAAUCAAGUCAGGCGAUGCUUGAAACACAUUGAGGAAGAUUGGAAGAUUGUUGCUAGCACGGAAGCACGGGACACAAUGAUCGAAUCAGCGAGAACGGGAAGACGUUUGGUUGCACUUUGCGGAGCGUUCAUGUACGGCAGCGGACUCUCCUUCCGAUCGAUCUUGCCGUUUGCUAAGGGAAAGAUAGUUACCGCGCAGAAUAUUACGAUCAGACCCUUACCCUGUCCGGGUUACUUUUUUUCCUUCAAUUCACAACUCAGUCCUACUUACGAAAUGAUUUUUGCGAUGCAGUUCUUAUCAGGUUUAGUUACUUAUUCAAUCACAACGGGCGUAUGUGGCCUCGCAGCCGUCUUCGUCAUGCAUGCUUGCGGUCAGCUGAGAAUUUUGAUAAACUUGAUGAAACGUCUUGUCGAGGAAUGGCAAGAAAAACAAGAAGUGGAUAGAAGACUGGCUAAAGUAGUGGAGCAUCAAAUAAGAAUACGAAAGUAAUAAAAUAUUUUAAAUUUAUCGAAAAAAAUGCCGCGUAACGAGCGUCAUCAGGACGAUAUUUUAUACAUCACCCAACCAACUCGCAACAUUUUGUUUGCACUUGGCGCCUGGCCGUCCAUCGGUCGAGAAAGAUCCGUGCGUCCGCAAGCUUGCAACUUUCUGCUGAUUUGUAUCACCUACACUCUCCUUUCCUGCGAUCUUAUACCCGGUAUCCUUUAUUGGCUGAUGGAGGAAUCGACGCGCAUUCGACUCCAGACGAUUCCUCUCCUUCUCUACGACAUCAUGUCCGUCAGUCAAUACGGCAUCUUUAUAUUUCGUCAUGAUCAGCUAAGGCGAUGCUUAAAGCAUGUCGAGGAGGAUUGGGAGGACAUUAUCAGUACGGACACGCGUAAAAUUAUGUUGAAAUCCGCGAAGACGGGCAAGCGUCUGGCUACAAUUUGCGGAAUUUUUAUGUACACUGGUGCCUUUACCUUUCGAACUAUCCUGCCGUUAUCCCAAGGAAAAACCGUUACUAAUCAGAACAUUACAAUAAGACCCCUUGCCUGUCCGGGUUACUUCUUUUCUCUCAACGUGUACGUCAGUCCUGUUUAUGAGAUACUCUUUACAAUUCAGUGUUUAACAGGUAUUGUUAUGGUUUCGAUCGUGAUAAGUGCAUGCGGCCUUACAGCGAUUUUCGUGGUGCAUGCUUGCGGCCAGCUGAAGAUCUUGAUCGGUUUGAUGAGAAGUCUCGUGCAGGAACCGUGGAGAGAGGAGCGUGAAGUGGAUAAGAAGUUAGGUGAAAUAGUCAAGCAUCAAAUAAGAGUGCGCAGUUUUUUAAAAUUGGUACAGCAUACUCUGCAGGAAAUAUAUUUGAUAGAAAUUAUGGUGAAUACGAUAGCCAUCUGCCUUUUGUUAUAUUUUAUGAUAGUGGAUUGGCAAAGUAAGAAUAUAGCAGUUUUAUGCACUUAUUUAUUAAGCAUUACGAACGUGGCAAUUCAUAUGUUUAUAUUUUGUUAUACUGGUGAACACCUUACCGAUCAGGCGGAAAAGGUUGCCAUUGCAUCCUGCGAACUCGAGUGGUAUCGUCUUCCGAACAGAAAAGCACGCUGCGUUAUAUUACUGAUGAUUAUGUCUAAUACGCCAACCAAGAUUUCCGCUGGAAAAUUUGUCGAUUUGUCACUCAAGACAUUUGGUGAUGUCAUGAAAACAUCUGGAGCAUAUUUUAAUAUGCUCCGAAGUAUAAUCGAAUAAAUGUUUAAGUUCUAAUAAUCGAGAUUAUGAAAACUAAAUAUAGUUGAUAUAUUGAUUAUAUAUUGAAUCACUAGUAU